Molecule: messenger RNA, 1518 nt
Organism: Penicillium cataractarum
Lineage: Eukaryota; Fungi; Ascomycota; Eurotiomycetes; Eurotiales; Aspergillaceae
Gene: xanG
Product: cytochrome P450 monooxygenase xanG
Exons: 3
Coding region: 1-1518 (505 amino acids)
Molecular function (GO): iron ion binding; heme binding; oxidoreductase activity, acting on paired donors, with incorporation or reduction of molecular oxygen
Source: RefSeq, a predicted model, not a curated record
AUGGAAUGGUUCCCAGAGCUCAACAGCGUGCGCCUCACUCUCGCCAUCCUCCUCACCCUCCUCCUCAUCCUAUACUGGUACACCCGGAUCCCAAACACCAUGCCCAAAAACAUCCCCACGGUACCAAUCUACAUCUCCCUCCUCGGUCUCUGGAGCGACAUGGGCCAAGACAAAACCUACGACCGAUGGCUUCGGCAACCUCUUGAAAAAUACGGCGCCGUGAAGAUCUGGUUCGCUGGACGCUGGAACGUGCUCGCCACGCGGCCGCAGUUCCUGGUGGACAUGUUCCGACACGAAGACGUGUACGCCAAGGCGGGGAGUCAGAAGAAGAUCCCCUGGAGUGUUAUUGCGGCGUUGGUGGGGGAUAAUAUUAUUAAUAGCCAUGGGGAGACAUGGAGGUUGUUUACGGCUAUUAUGAAACCUGGGUUGCAGAGGAGGAUUACAGAGUCGGGGCCUUUGCUGGAGAAGUCGAGGAAGUUUGUGGAUGUUCUGUUAGAAGAACAGUGGAGGAUUGGAGGUGAGAAAGGGUUCCUUGUGAAUCCGAUUAUUCAACGGUGGGCGUUGAGUUGUAUGGGGAUUUGUUUUAUGGGUGUCGAUCUUGAGGUAUACACACCCACUGUCAUUGUCAUGGGUGGUUACCCUGCUAAUAACCUUACCCAGGCUUUAGAAAGACCAGGCCAACGCCUCGAAGAACUCCAAUCAAUCAUCAAAAAGACCCUCUUCAAACCGCUCUUCUUCAACUUCCCCGAUCUCGAUCGAUACCCAUUCAUCUUCCGCCAACGAAAGAUAGCAUUCGCCAUCAUGCAAGAAUUCGGUGACCUCCUCUGCAAAACAGUCCGCCAACGCCCACACCAGGAAACUAAAUCCCCCGACGGCGACCAAGUAGUCGACUACCUCGACCGAGCCCUCAAAGAAGGACGCAUCACGGAAGAGCAAUACCGCGCAAACAUCAAAGUAACCUUCCUCACCGCACACGAAAACGCCCAACAACUCCUCAACUCUACAUUCUGGGUCCUAGGCACGAACACAUCCUCAACUCCCUCCCAUACUUAUUCGCCGUCAUCCUCGAACUACUCCGUUUAUACCCCCCGUCUCACAACUAAUCAACCGCGUAACGACCUCUACCUCCGUGCUCGGCGGGGAAAUCUCCAUUCCAAUCAUACAUGGGUAGGAUGGAAUGCCUUUGGCGUACACACAGAUCCGAAUAUAUGGGGAGACAAUGCGAGAGAAUUCCUCCCUGAACGAUGGGGCAGUGAUGUAAAGAGUAUCCAGAGUGCGAUGCGUAGGAAAACGACGCAGUGUCAUUUUAUUGCGUUUAAUGCGCAUUCGCGGAAGUGUCUGGGUCAGGGGUUUGCCGUGUUGCAGAUGAAGAUUUUGUUGUUUGAGAUGGUGAGGAGGAUUGAGUGGAUUGUUGAUCCGGGGUAUGAGUUGAAAUUGACUUCGGGUGGGAUUAUGGCUCCGUUGGGACUUCGUGCUAUUGUGAGGGAGAGGGGGGAAGUGUGUUUGAGUGAGGGUUGA